Molecule: messenger RNA, 4212 nt
Organism: Eurytemora carolleeae
Lineage: Eukaryota; Metazoa; Arthropoda; Copepoda; Calanoida; Temoridae
Product: trichohyalin
Exons: 10
Coding region: 215-4033 (1272 amino acids)
Source: RefSeq, a predicted model, not a curated record
GAAUUCACUAGAAUAUGCCGGGCGCCGGCAGAAGCAAGAGACUAGGGCCUCAAUCCAGUACAUACAUUUUACAUACAUUCUUUAAUAAGAGAUUUCCUCAAUACGCACACAGUGACAACUUUAAUAGAUAAUAAAAAUACGCAUUUAAAGACUUUCUGAAGGAGAAACCAAUCUGAAGUUCUGAACGAGAUAUGGUUAAACUACAACCAUAGACAUGUACAGUACUUCUUCCACCAUGUACAGUACAGCAAGCAAGAUGUUCGGACAUACAAUUCAAGGAGGACCUAACUUUAGUACCUCGAGUAAAAUGACUUCAAGUCUGAAGAGGAGGAUCAGAACUGAGUCCUCUGAUUCUGGUUGUGAUGUUGGAUAUGAAAAUAUUGAUUUGACCUCUACGACCUCCUCUGUACUUGAUGAACAAUUGAUGUCAUGGACAGCCAGGUUAGAAAGUGUACUGCAGCAGGAGAUUAUUAGAGCACAACAAACCACAGAAGAUGCAAAAAAUUCGCUUCUUUUUGCAGAGGAUGAUGAGGGACGGGACAGUGUUCUCUCUGUCUGGAAGAAAAAAAUGCACAAUAUUAUGGAUUUUACUGUUGAUCUCAUCGAGUGCGUCAAUAUUGACACCAAGGAUCGGAUGGAGGAAGGAUCGGGAAAAUGCUCUGGGAAUGAAUCACCACUGGAAGAUGUUGAAGAAGAAGAAGACAAUGAUGAAGAGGUGGAGGAGGCAGAAUAUGCUCAAGAAAUCCGAGAGGAGAGUAAGGAUUGGUUUAAAAAUCUCCAGGUGCCAGUGUUAGUUGAGGUUAAAACCGCUAUCGGAGAUGAAUCUGAAAACAAGGUAAAGGAAAUGGAGGCGACUGCAAAGCUGAUUGAAGAAAAACUGAAAGAUAUGCAAGAGGAAGAAAUGGAGGAGGAUUUGAUAAAUAAAGUGGAGCAGGAGGGAAAGAUUGAUAGACUGGAGCAUGACUGCGAGAUGAAAAUGCAGGAGAAGGUAGCUCAGAGAAUAGAGGAAAAAAUGGAGCAGAAUUUGCUAGACUUUCUUGAAGAAAAGAAGUUACGGGAAGAAGAGAAGAAGGAAAUGAAAAAUGAGAAGUUGUUGAAUAAGCUGGAGACUAUCCUGGAGCAGGAUGUUAAAAAUAGAACUGAUUUUCUUGAACAAGAAAUUAAUUUUGAGUUGAGUACCAAGAGAAGGGAGGAGGAUGAAUUCAAGCAGAAAUUACUGGAUAUUUUUGAGAAAGAGGAGAUUGAGAAAGAAGAACUGUUAAACGAGCAAGAUCAGGAAUUGCAGAAACAGAAAGUAGUGAAGCAGAUUCUCCAGGUUCUAGAGGAAUAUGAUACCAGGACGGAGAAAUAUUAUUAUCAAGGAGAUACUCUGGUGGAACAAAGUGUUCAUGAAACACACAGAGAAGGUCUGGUAGAUGAGCUUUACGCUGACUGGAGAGUUGAGGACGGUACGCUGGGAGAUGAAGAUAAAUCUGAUCUGGUUUCAGAGGAUGUUGAUCUGUAUGGUCGAUUCCGUGUUAUGAAAGUUGAAGAUGAAUAUCUGCAAGAUGAGGCCAGGGACAUAUUUCCUCCGUCCUCCAGAGAGCUCCGGAGAAGGAGGAGAAGGGAGAGGAGAAGGAGGAGAAGGAAUAGUGUUUGGAAAGACUACCUGAACGCCUACAAGCAGCACAAGUUUAAGACUAGGAAGCAAAUUGAUGAAAUGUGCAUCAGACUUCGCAAUCAUGAAAUAAUUCAGCGGGAUAUUGUUAGAGGUCGCCAUAACUCGAUGCCAGACAUUUUCCCAUCAUUGUUUACACAAACAAUUAAAAUGUUCAGAAGCAUUUUUGAUCAAGAAGAUAUUUUUGAGGACUGGAGACAUAAUCUUAACGAACCAGAAGAAAUGGAGGACAUAUUUCAAGAUUGGAGGCAGAAUCUGAAGGAAUAUGAAGAAUCGGAGGACAUAUUUCAAGAUUGGAGGUGGAAUCUCAAAGAAUAUGAGGAAUUGGAAGACAUAUUUCAAGAUUGGAGGUGGAAUCUCAGAUCAGAAGACGACAAUUUUCCAUGUCUUCUCAGUCGAGCAUCAAGUGUUGAGAACUGGAAUCAAUUUUGGAGUAAGUUCUGGAAACUUCGAGAGGAGAACAUGCUGUUAGAGGUUGAGGUUGAACCAUCACUGGAGGCUUGUUUUGAGGACGCUUUGAUCCCUGCCGAAGACUUUCGUCCAGCAUACAACAUUCUUGAUGAUCAAGACGAUGAAGGUUAUGAAGAAGUUGCAGGGGAUCCUAAUGAUGAAGGUUACGAAGAACUGCCUGAAACUGGAUUCAGCUCAGAGGAAGAGCUCAUCAGAUUGAACACAGCGACUGUCCGUGAAUACACUGUGGGGACCUCAACUCCUAUUUCUGAGUCCAGAAAGGAUGAUUGGGGUUCUCUGAUCUGGGAUGUAUCUGGAGAUAGUGAUAUAAACUUCCAGCUUCAGGAACUAGAAGAGAAACAGGACCAAGAACUGGAAACUUUAAGACCUCAAAAUUAUGGGAAGGUGCAGGAGCCUUUAAUGGGAUGCAAGGAGGUGGAAAGGGAUGUUCAGGGGGGUUCAGAAGAGUUGGAUGAUGACCAAAGGAAGUCGUAUUUGUGUAAUGAUGAUGAAAAUAAGGAGAUCAUACUCGAACUCGUAAAUGUAGAGCCUGUUUCCAGAAAGAGAAAGAGGGAGGAGUUUGAGGAAGACAUUGAAGAAGACGACAUAAAAGCUAUACUCAACAAAAGUAUGAUCGAAAGCAAUGAGGUUUCCUGUGAUGAUCUUAUUCAUUACAUUGAUGAAGAACAGAAUAUGACUCCCUGUCUCGUUUUCUGGGAGGAUUCUCCUAGAGAUGAUAUAAACAAGGAUGAAGCACUGAUCCUGGACAAUCCUAUGGAGAAUUCCGGAGAACCUGACCUCAUUUUCUGGGAAGAUAAUUCUAGAAAUAGUUAUGUGGAUCUCAUCUCAUUCAACGAGGAUGGAAUAAACUUCAGUGAUCUAAUCAAGGAUACCAGCUAUAACAUAUUCUGUGAGAGCCCUACGUCGUCUGCUCCUCUGCAGGAGCCAGAGAGAGGCGAAUUUGAGGAUUUUGUUGAAGAGAGGAGUAAGAUGGCGAAUUGGGAAAACAAAAUGAAAGAGAAAAGAAAGAUGGCGGCUUAUAUUCCAGAUCUGCUGACUGGAGAAGAAGACUCUGCCUGUGUUUGCGAAAAUGGGAUUUUCUGGCCAGAACCAGGCAGUAAUAACCCUGAGCAUGCUUGCUGCUGGUGGGAGAAUGAUGGAAAAUGUGCACCUGAUGUCUUUAAGUCAAGGCGCACCCCAAAAAAACUCCAAACAUUGUCGCUUGACAAAAUUACUAGAGAAGAGCUCUCUGAAAACUUUGAACAAUGGCGAGAGAGUUUUCAUAAAGGGAAGAGGUUGAGGGAGAAAGGUGAAGACAUUGAUGAUAUAUUUUGGGAUAUUGAAAACUCUAAAGCAAGCAAUCUCUGCACAGAGAUAAAAAAUCUUCCAUUUUGGGAUUCUCCAGAUGUUUUUGCGGAUUCCUGUGAGCUCAUUGAAUCUGAUCGACCCUACUCGCCACCUCAUUCAUUUGCGAAAGACCCAGCAAAUAUUUUUCGAACCUGGCGAUAUUUGUUCAACGAACCUGCCCGAUACUACCGUACUACAGGGGGAAUCAGGAGUCAGGAAACUCCUUCGGGAUCAACCAAUUCAACAGAUCUUGCUAAUCCUGAAACCCUGGAGAAGUUUGAGGUGAUGAUGGAAGACCGAGGACGAAGAAGGAUAAAAGAGAAUUCUGAUAAUAAGAGAGCUCAGACCAAGAAGGAUCGGAUAAUGAUGAAGAUGAAGCUGGAGGAGGAGUUUGAUGCUGAGAUUGAUCGAGAUGAGAAAUCAAAAGAUUCAAAUACAAGCUUUGUAACUGCCAAGAUGCAAAAAAAUGAAAUCAAACCUAAGAAAGUUCGAAGAAUUGAGGAUGUAAGGCGAGAUAAACGCUCUAAAAAUCGUCCAAACUACAAAGUUGAUGACAGACAACCUCAUCGUCGAUUUUAAACAAUAAGUCGUAAGCUGAAAAGGUCAAGAUUUUUGUAAACCUAAAGAGUUGCUCUGUGUUUGGUAACGUGUUUCUUGAAUUUUUGUAAAGAUUCAAAACUUUUUUGAAAAUUAUACAUUUGUAAUACACAUGUUUAAUGUUUGUUGAGUAAUCAAAUUAAUAUACAUUCUGUAAAUAG